AGUUCUAUUCAGCGUUGUAAAUAGUAACCUCGCCGAAUGAAGUUAUUUUUAUGGCACUUAAAUGAUUCCUCUGCAUCUGGAGAUGGAAAAUUUUUAUGCGUCGUUUUGCAUGACUACAUGAAAUGUUUUGAUUUUCUUGCAAAAGGUGAAGACCUCGUUAUACAAAUGAAGUUGCGGCACCUAUUUCUAAUGGUUAUUUCGGCCGGAGUGCUGACGUUGUGGUUCGCGACCUGGGACUCCAGCCACAACCCGGCGGUGACCUUCUUCACGAGACCGCCGCAGAAGCACGGGUCGACCAGAGGAGAGAGCGCGCCCCACAGACCAGGGGGAGUGCUGGGGACCCCGGUGGCCGGGGAGAAGAACAUCUUCUUCACGAGACCGCCGCAGAAGCGCGGGUUGACCAGAGGAGAGAGCGCGCCCCACAGACCAGGGGGAGUGCUGGGGACCCCGGUGGCCGGGGAGAAGAACAUCUUCUUCACGAGACCGCCGCAGAAGCACGGGUCGACCAGAGGAGAGAGCGCGCCCCACAGACCAGGGGGAGUGCUGGGGACCCCGGUGGCCGGGGAGAAGAACAUCUUCUUCACCAGACCGCCGCAGGAGCGCGGGUUGACCAGAGGAGAGAGCGCGCCCCACAGACCAGGGGGAGUGCUGGGUACCCCGGUGGCCGGGGAGAAGAACAUCUUCUUCACGAGACCGCCGCAGAAGCGCGGGUUGACCAGAGGAGAGAGCGCGCCCCACAGACCAGGGGGAGUGCUGGGGACCCCGGUGGCCGGGGAGAAGAACAUCUUCUUCACGAGACCGCCGCAGAAGCGCGGGUUGACCAGAGGAGAGAGCGCGCCCCACAGACCAGGGGGAGUGCUGGGUACCCCGGUGGCCGGGGAGAAGAACAUCUUCUUCACCAGACCGCCGCAGGAGCGCGGGUUGACCAGAGGAGAGAGCGCGCCCCACAGACCAGGGGGAGUGCUGGGUACCCCGGUGGCCGGGGAGAAGAACAUCUUCUUCACGAGACCGCCGCAGAAGCGCGGGUUGACCAGAGGAGAGAGCGCGCCCCACAGACCAGGGGGAGUGCUGGGGACCCCGGUGGCCGGGGAGAAGAACAUCUUCUUCACGAGACCGCCGCAGAAGCGCGGGUUGACCAGAGGAGAGAGCGCGCCCCACAGACCAGGGGGAGUGCUGGGUACCCCGGUGGCCGGGGAGAAGAACAUCUUCUUCACGAGACCGCCGCAGGAGCGCGGGUCGACCAGAGGAGAGAGCGCGCCCCACAGACCAGGGGGAGUGCUGGGGACCCCGGUGGCCGGGGAGAGGAACAUCUUCUUCGUGGAGUCUCGCUGCGGGGUCAGCGGGCAACGGUCGCGCGCCGUGUCCAUGAGGCCGCGCCAGGCGUGCGCCGUAGAGUCGGCGGCCCUCACAAAUCCCGCCUCGACCGUCUACUACCUGGACACCUGCCUCGACGCCGCGGCGAGGGUCGGGUCCACAGAUCCCUAUGUAGAGUGGAGUCCCGACUCGGUGGUCGACCGGGUGCUGCGCCUCCCGAACGUGAAGGUGGUCCCGACGAGCCUCGCCGAGCUGGCGAAGGGCACGCCACUGGGGGCGUGGUCCCGGAAGGGUGACCUGCUGCGCUCCGCGUUCCCCAUCGAGCACUCCAGCGACGUCAUCAGACUGUUGGCGCUGUGGAAGUACGGUGGCAUCUACUUGGACCUCGACUUCAUUUUCGUCAGGUCGCUGGAUGACUUGGGGAUGGACUUUGUUGUGGCAGAAAGGAGCAACUGGAUCGCCAACGGAGCUAUUAGUUUCUCCGCUGAAGGCUUGGGUCAUGCGGUAGUAGGUCGGUGUCUGAAGGAGUUAGAAACUCACUUUGACGGCAACAUUUGGUCUCACAACGGACCGGCUCUCAUUACAAAGAUUGUCUCGAUGCUGUGCAACACCACACUGGUGGAGGAGAUGACCCGCGAGAGGUGCUGGGGGUUCACAGUGCACCCGCCCGCCCUGUUCUACCCGUUCCGCUACGAGAGCUGGUGGCUCAUGUUCGACGAGUACAGCAGCGAUGCCUUCAUGGCCUUCGUGCUGAAGAACUCCACAUAUGCAGUGCACGCGUGGAACAAGCUGAGCCACGCGAGGAACGUCCGCGCCGACUCCAGGCAGCCAUUCGCGCUGCUGGCCAGGCGCUUCUGCCCCACCGUGUUCUCCGCCGCUGGACCCUUCUUCUGACAGGGCUCUCUCACUCGCCUCAUUGAAGAGACCACACUACCAUCUUGAAUAUUUCUAUUGUUUGCAACAAUUUUUAUUUUGAGCCAUUCAUCCAAAUGUUUGGCAUAACAACUGUUAAUAAUUAAUCCCAACCUUUUACAUCUUGUCACAAUCUGAUAUUCACUAAGCAAGUCUUGGAGGGAAAUUACUGCUUAUUUCAUGUAGGUGCCAAGUUUCAUGAUAGUCACCCCAGUCGACAAAUGUUUAUUUUUAUCAAAUAUAAGAUUAUUUUAUUU
Bacillus rossius redtenbacheri is the source of this 2483-nucleotide messenger RNA. RefSeq lists its product as uncharacterized. NCBI's taxonomy places the organism in Eukaryota, Metazoa, Arthropoda, Insecta, Phasmatodea, Bacillidae. The coding region runs from base 37 to 2208 and encodes 723 amino acids. Gene Ontology annotation, molecular function: alpha-1,4-N-acetylgalactosaminyltransferase activity. The transcript is spliced from 5 exons. The record is from RefSeq and is a predicted model, not a curated record. Gene Ontology annotation, biological process: glycosphingolipid biosynthetic process.